Molecule: messenger RNA, 1908 nt
Organism: Diprion similis
Lineage: Eukaryota; Metazoa; Arthropoda; Insecta; Hymenoptera; Diprionidae
Gene: Srp54
Product: probable splicing factor, arginine/serine-rich 7
Exons: 1
Coding region: 280-1770 (496 amino acids)
Cellular component (GO): nucleoplasm
Molecular function (GO): RNA binding
Source: RefSeq, a predicted model, not a curated record
GUUAGCGAUCAAACGGUGUUCAGAGAACUCUGGUGAGCGCGUCCGUUCCGCAGUUCCGUUCGCUCCAAACUAUCUGAUCGGCGUUGUAAUUUGUAAAGCAUUGUGCACGCAGCGAUAGUAAAGGGUCACUGCAAUGGUUUGUGUGCUCGCUAAAGGAGAGAUCGAAAUGAUCGAGCUCUGACCGUGUCGCGGUUGCACCGAGCCGUCAACAUUCUGAUGUGAUAACCGAGGUACACGACGGUUAUUCCUAGCUGAUCACGAAAAUCUACUGCCGAGGAUAUGGCGGUGGGUUCGACCAAGGUGGUCCAAGUAACCAACAUCGCGCCACAGGCGACCAAGGACCAGAUGCAAACUCUGUUUGGCUACCUCGGAAAGAUUGAGGACAUCAGGUUGUAUCCGACUAUAAGAGACGUUGCGGUUCCUGUCCAGUCUAGAAUAUGUUAUAUUAAAUUUCACGAACAGGGCAGCGUCACCGUCGCCCAACACAUGACCAACACUGUCUUCAUCGACCGUGCGCUUAUAGUCAUACCCUAUCAGAACGGGGACAUCCCUGAUGAGCAGAGGGCGCUCGAGCUGACCAACAACGGGACGGUUGUUCCAGGUCUGUAUCCGUCGGAGCCAAAGCUUCCAGCUAAUGUUGUGAACUCGAUAGAAGGACUUCCUCCGAACCAUGUUAUUACAACGAUCGAUCCGAGGCUAGAGUCCAAUGGUCUGCCGUCGUACCCACAUUUGCCGGGUCACUUGGACAGCCGAAGGAUCGAAGAGAUUCGUCGAACUUUGGUGGUAGCCAAUCUCGACUCUUCUGUCUCACAGGAUCAGUUGUUGGACUUUUUUGCUAACAAUGGUGUGGAGAUAAAAUAUCUCAGGAUUUGCACCAGGGACUCUGAUACGGAUCACUAUGCUUUGGUCGAAUUGUCCGAACAAUCGUCUGUUAUCGCUGCACUCUUGUUGAACGGCAAACUCUUGGCAGAUAAACCGAUAAAAAUGUAUCACUCUACCCAGUCAAUUGCAAAGCCUGAAGCUAAGAGCAACGAGGCAGCACAAAAGGAGAUAGAAGAAGCCAUGUCUAGGGUAAAAGAAGCCCACAAUUUAAUAUCGGCCGCUAUAGAUCCUAUGAUUGGUAUGCUUUCCAAGGAUAAACGAAGCCGCAGUGGCUCCCGUGGGCAUAGAUCUAGAUCCAGGUCGCGAGGAAGGAGCAGGCGAUCCAGAUCUAGGAAAAGGUCCAGAUCCAGACACCGACGAUCUCGAUCUCGUCAUAGGCGCAGGUCACGCUCGAGAUCCAAGCGCUCCAGAUCGAGGGAUCGUAAGAAGAAGUCACCGUCGCGAAGAAGGAGCAGCUCCAGAGGACGUCAUAGAUCCAGAUCAAGGUCUAGAAGAUCUCAUUCUAAGUCACGCAGAUCUAGAACCAGAUCCAAAGAUCGAAAGAAGAAAUCGCCAACUAGGAGGAGAAGCCGGUCACGGUCUCGCAGUAAGCGGUCCAAAUCUCGGUCCAGAAAGUCAAGAUCCAAAUCCAAGUCGCGUUCUUCCAAGUCAAAAUACUCCGAGAAGAGCAAGGACAGAGAUAAAGACAAGGAGCGGCGCAGUAAAGACAAGUCGGACAGUAAUGGAAAGAAGAGUGACGCAGAUAAAUCUGAGAAAAGUGAAAGGGACAAAAGCGAUAAGAAAUCUAGCAAGGAUAAAAGGUCGGAAAAGGAGUCUAAAUCGGAUGAAAAAAGUCGCGGUGGAUCCGACUACAGCGACAGUAAAGAUAAAGUAGAAUCAGAAAAUUGAUGACACAAUGUAUUUUUUUUGCAAUUUAAAAUAACACUCGUUUAUACCUGUCAAUCCGACAUCGUUCGUAAAAGUAAUGAAAUGUAAUUAAGGAACACAGUGAAUUGAUUCAAUAAAUCAACUAUACGAAAUUCAGUA